UAUCCCCAUCUCUCUCUACUCCCCCAGUGAGCGCACUAUCCCCAUCUCUCUCUCUUUCCUCUAUAGCACGCUUCUCGAUUCUUUUUAACGCUCUCCCCCUUCCCCCUCCUGGGUAUUGUAUGAAUAAUGCGCCCUCUCCGCGCGUGGGUGCGGGGCGUGGGCGGGGCCAUGGCCGACGACGGGGGACGGCCGCGGAAGAAGCCCUCGUCGCCGACGCCGACGCCGCCGCCGACGGCGGCGAGGGGCGGCGGAAGAGGGAGGCGGCGGGGGGGACUCCGGCGGUGGGCGCUCCGCGUCGGGACCAGCGCUCUGCUGUGGACGGCGCUGAUGCAGCUCGCGUCGAUCUCCGGCGCGUGGCGCCCCCCGCGCCUCCCCACCUCGUGGCCCUCCCCCUGCUUCGACCGCCACGGCCGCGGCCCCAACGCCACCGCCUCCGCCGCCGCCGCCGCGGUGCUCGGCGAGGAGGAGGGGGGCGGCGCCCUCCGCAGCUCGCACUCGUCUCCGCCCGCGCUCCUCCCGAGGAGAGUGUACAAAAGCAAUGGUUAUCUUCGCGUGUCCUGCAAUGGGGGCCUGAACCAAAUGAGAGCAGCGAUUUGUGAUAUGGUUACGGUUGCACGCUAUCUAAACCUGACCUUGGUGAUUCCAGAACUUGAUAAAACAUCUUUCUGGGCUGAUCCGAGUGAUUUUGGGGAUAUUUUUGAUGUAAACCACUUCAUUAAUUCCUUGAGAGACGAAAUAAAGAUUGUAAAAGGACUUCCUCAGAAGUUCAUUGGAAAAAUUGCUAAAGAACCAUUCUCGAUGCCUCCAAUCAGCUGGUCCAGUGAGAGAUAUUACUUAAAACAGAUCUUACCUCUUAUACGGAAGCAUAGAGUGAUCCAUUUCAAUAAAACGGAUGCACGCCUCGCAAACAAUGGACUAGCAGUUAAGCUCCAAAGGCUUCGUUGCCGUGUUAACUAUGAGGCAAUAAGGUUUACUCCACAGAUAGAAGCCCUAGGCAACAAGCUUUUAUCAAUUCUUCGAAGAAGUGGACCUUUUGUUGUGCUCCACUUACGAUAUGAGAUGGACAUGCUCGCUUUUUCUGGUUGUACACAUGGAUGCUCCGACAAAGAAACAGAGGAACUCACAAGAAUGAGAUAUGCAUAUCCAUGGUGGAAAGAGAAGGAAAUUGAUUCUGAAAAGAAAAGGCUGGAAGGAUUGUGCCCUCUUACACCCGAAGAAAUAACACUGGUUCUUAGAGCACUAGGAUUCACAAGGGACACUCUAAUAUACAUUGCCUCUGGCGAAAUCUAUGGUGGUGAUAGAAGGCUUGCUACUCUGAGGGCAGCAUUUCCUAAAAUUGUAAGAAAGGAGAUGCUUCUGUCUCCGGAUGAGUUGAGGCCUUUCCAUAACCACUCAACACAAAUGGCGGCUUUGGACUAUCUGGUUUCUGUUGCUAGUGACAUUUUCAUCCCCAGCUAUGAUGGAAACAUGGCGAGAGUCGUAGAAGGACAUCGCAGGUAUGUAGGGUUUCGAAAGACUAUAUUGCUAGACAAGAAACAACUCGUGGAGCUUUUGGAUCUUCUCAAGGAUGGGAAACUCUCAUGGGCCGAAUUCUCGGCCGCCGUGAAGGAUAUCCACAAGGACCGCAUGGGCCAACCGACGAGAAGAAAAGUCAUCCCCGGGCGACCAAAAGAAGAAGACUAUUUCUAUGCUAACCCUCAAGAAUGCCUUGGCCACCUAAAGACCACUACGAGAACUUUUCUUCUAUAAAUUCGUUUGCGUCUCUUAACCACGUUCAAUCCUUCUUCCAGAAACUGAUAUAGCAGCGGGCGAUCUGUGAUUCCUUUCCUUGUACAGCUGACCCAAGUUUCUUUUUUUUUUCCCGUGACUCUUAUGCUGACAAAGGAGGGCGAGGUGGCUGGGCAUUGGCAUUUAAUCAUUUGACAACUUGGCAUUUCGACUGUUGAGGCUUCUGAUGGUCCUGCAAAGGCAAGCUUAGUCUCCCUAAAAAUGUUCUUAGCUGCAUUUUUUUGAUUCUGCUUCACAAUUCUUUGUAAUUCACGGUUCUUUAGUUCCUUCUUUUAAAAUUCUUUUGCUUCUCUUUUGUAUUAGUUUCGUAACACAGCUGUAACAGCAAGCACGAUUUCCGUAAAUUUCUCAAAAGAUUUGUUAUUAUUUCUUUUGCAAUUUA
This is a messenger RNA of Ananas comosus (pineapple), 2170 nucleotides long. RefSeq lists its product as uncharacterized. Lineage: Eukaryota; Viridiplantae; Streptophyta; Magnoliopsida; Poales; Bromeliaceae. The coding region runs from base 127 to 1749 and encodes 540 amino acids. Gene Ontology annotation, cellular component: cytoplasm. The record is from RefSeq and is a predicted model, not a curated record. The transcript is spliced from 8 exons.